CACAGGUAUCACGGUGAUAAUCAUGUAUUCUCCGCGGAUAUACAACAGCAUUGAACCGGAUCGAAAGUUUCUAUCAAUCAUGACAGUGGAAGCUACGGGAUCAUUGAAGGAAAAAGCACGUAUAACCUAGCAUACACGAAUGUAGAGCCGUGAGUUCGUUCUUCGUUCCGAGGUGGAAGGCAAAAGCGGCAAUUAUGUCAUUUCCCCUCGUCCCGUCCGCCGCCCGCUUAGGAAGGUGGGGGAUGUUUUGGUGUGGUAUUGCACUUUACAUCUUGUAUUUCUUCCCAUAGUGCUAAUAUGCGGAUAGAGCUCUUGAUUCAUGUACAUUUCUCGGUAAUAUUGUGUUUUUUUUACGUACCUUUAGCUUAUCGGAGCACGCAGUCACGUCAACAUCACCCACUUAUUAUUCUUCCCUCCUCCCGCCUCCACCGGGCUCUUCUCUUUUUCUUUUCUAGAUUAACAUCCCCUCCCGAUUUUCAACUUUAUACUCCAAAUCCCAAUCACCAUCAACCCAUAACCGUCAAAAUGGUCAAGGCCGUUGCUGUUAUCCGCGGAGACUCCAAGGUCUCCGGCACCGUCACCUUCGAGCAGGCCGACGAGAGCGCCCCUACCACCAUCUCCUGGAACAUCACCGGCCACGACGCCAACGCCGAGCGUGGCUUCCACGUCCACCAGUUCGGUGACAACACCAACGGCUGCACCUCCGCCGGCCCCCACUUCAACCCCUUCGGCAAGACCCACGGUGCCCCCGAGGAUGAGGAGCGUCACGUCGGUGACCUGGGUAACUUCAAGACUGAUGCUCAGGGCAACGCCGUUGGCUCCAAGCAGGACAAGCUUGUGAAGCUGAUUGGUGCUGAGAGCGUCCUUGGCCGCACUCUCGUCGUCCACGCCGGCACUGAUGACCUUGGCAAGGGUGGUAACGAGGAGUCCAAGAAGACUGGAAACGCUGGUCCCCGCCCUGCCUGCGGUGUCAUCGGUAUUGCCGCUUAAAUUAGCUCAACCCCUUUAUCACGUAGUUGGGUUUUCAAUAUCCCUCGCCAUCUUCUCGGCAUGAGUUUUCUUUAUGAGAAGAUGAAAAGUUCAGGAUAGUCCCUGGCUAGGAUGCAAUGAAUGUCAAUGCCACAAACUUGCAAAUUGCAAAUUUCUACUCCAACCUCC
Messenger RNA from Penicillium brasilianum, 1158 nucleotides. The record is from the annotation of a GenBank genome assembly. Lineage: Eukaryota; Fungi; Ascomycota; Eurotiomycetes; Eurotiales; Aspergillaceae.